AUGACAUGCAAUCGCUAUGGAUACCCCGGCCAUCUGGAGGAAUUCGGUGGCUUUGGCGGCUUUGAGGUGAACUUUUUACCCGACUACAAGGCUCUGCAUGAUGCUGGCUACAACGUUAUCUGCUACGAUCUUCGAAACCACGGCAUCAGCGAUCAGGGAUCGGGAGGCAUGUGCGGCGCGCUCGGAUAUUACGAGGCACGCGACGUUGUUGGCUCUCUCAUCUACGCCCGCUCACGUUCGGACACCAAGGACAACACCAUUGGCCUACUGAGCCGAUGCAUGGGAGGGAAUGCUACCAUUCAUGCCAUGUCCCAUUUCCCAGAGCACUUCAAUGAUAUCAAGGCUAUGGUCCUUCUUCAAGCUGUUUCGGGGCAUGCCUUUGUCGAGAAAGGCGCCAUCAAUGCGGGCCUUGACGUCGAUGAGACUGUAAAGGCUUUUGAUAUGAGAAUUCACGACAUCACCGGAUUCUACCUGAAAGAGCUAUCCCCCAUUCCAUUGGUGAAGAAUGUUACUGUGCCAACCCUUUUUGCACAGGUUCGGAAAGACGCUUUGAUUGAUACGAAAGAUACUCAGGAGAUCUUUGACGCCCUAAGCAGCAAAGAAAAGCAGUUGACCUGGAUUGAAGAUAGUACUAGGAGAUUUGAUGGCUAUAAUUAUUUUGCCAAGAAACCUGCCGAGCUAGUUGAAUGGUUUGGAAAGUAUGUUUAG
Molecule: messenger RNA, 708 nt
Organism: Trichoderma atroviride IMI 206040
Lineage: Eukaryota; Fungi; Ascomycota; Sordariomycetes; Hypocreales; Hypocreaceae
Source: RefSeq, a predicted model, not a curated record